Molecule: messenger RNA, 1041 nt
Organism: Colias croceus (clouded yellow)
Lineage: Eukaryota; Metazoa; Arthropoda; Insecta; Lepidoptera; Pieridae
Product: ommochrome-binding protein-like
Exons: 2
Coding region: 147-995 (282 amino acids)
Molecular function (GO): protein binding
Source: RefSeq, a predicted model, not a curated record
UCGUUAAUUAGACGUUUGUCCACUUUCCUCUUAAAAGUCAUAACCCAGUGUUUAUCCUUGUGUUCGUAUCAUCUUUAUUUAUAACCAAUGUACAAUUAUCAGUAUAUUAUUGUAAGUAUUGCACGAAACACUUCUCAACCGAUAAUAUGAAGUUAUUAAUUCUGCUAGCCGUCCUUACUCUGACCCAAUCUCGAUAUACAGAAGAUAAAUGUAGCGGUAUCAUUGCACAUAACAUUAAACAUGAAAAGGAAGUAUUGAAAUCUGGCCUGACGAGUCCCUACCAGCUAGCCAUGGACUACGAUACAAACACGGUAUUCUUCAGUUACUCUUCAGAAGGUGAAAACGUUUUUGAAUCAGCAUUCAUUAAUUUGAAAACAAAUGAAUUCAGUAACAUUCCUGGAAUCAGCGGAGGUUUUGCAAACGCAGUAGACAGUAAGAAAAACAUUGUGUAUUUAGGAGGAAGAGACGGGAUAUAUAAAUAUAAUUACGCAUCAAAAAAGGCUGAACAUUUACACACAACUAAUGAUAACAUUUGGCAAUUGUUUUAUAAAGACACACUGUAUUAUUCGAGGUAUCCUGAUGAAAAUGCGUUUGUAUUCAGGAAUGAUAAAUUUGAAAAGGUUCCUGAGUUGCAGAAUACUAGAGCAUUCUUAAUUGGUUUAGACAAUUAUGGAAACAUUUACUUUUCAAACUCUUCUGGGUUGUUUUACUAUAAAAAAUCAAACGGCUUAAUAGAUUACAUUGGAGACUUUAAUGUCAAUGGUUUUACAUCAGAUUUGAAUGGAAACUUGUAUUUCUCAACACCUGAUGGAAUUUUCUACAUUAAUGUUAAUAAAAAGGAAGUGGAAAGAAUAGCAGAAAUUGAUAGCAUUUACGGCCUGGCGAUAGAAGGAGAUGGAAACAUAUUAUAUGCAUCAUAUGACAGUAUCAUCAGAUUAAAGGCGACUAAAAUCUUUUGUCCUGUAGAAGAAUACAAAAUUUCUUUUGCAGCUUAAUCUCAAUUUUGUUACUACUUCCUUUAUUAUAUAAAUUUUUAUCAAA